UGCCGGACAAGGACCAUGUGUUACUGUUAACAUGUAUCUGUGAAAUCUGCGCCUAUCGCAGAAUGGGAGAUGCCAAUGUCGUAGCCCGGCUCGGCAGCAUGAAGGCUCUGUUGGGCAUUGUAGCAGGAGCCGGAGCCUCAUAUGGCAUUUAUAAACUAGUCUUUGGUCGCGCAGGAGAUGCAGGAGUAAACAGAAAAAAAUCUGCUAAAAGUGUGACUAUUCAGCCUGGGAGCCUGACGGCCAAAGUGUCUGGAUUUAAAGUUGUCAGUAAAAGUGAUAAUCUGGAUCCUUCUGCGGACACUGAAUCUAGUGAUAUUCUCUCAAAAUCUGCUGCCAGCCUGGAGCCUCGACAUCUGAGUAUGCUUCUCUCGCUUCUGCAGAGCAGCCCAAACCCAGAAGAGAGGAGGAAAGUUCUCGUAACGUUAGGAAACGCUGCUGCCUUCACAGUAAACCAGGAUCUUCUGCGUGAAUUCGGAGGUCUUCCCAUCAUAGCAGGCUUCCUCUCAGACCCUUCACCUGAGAUUCGGGUUCAGACUCUAAACGCUCUGAACAACUUAAGCAUGAAUAUCCGCAAUCAAGAGCAACUGAAGAUAUAUGUCCCGUCGGUGAUGCAGAUGAUUGAGAUGUCACCGGUGAACUCUGACCUUCAGCUGGCAGCGCUCCGAUUGCUCACUAAUCUGUCAGUCACGGAUAAUCACCAGCAUCUGAUGAAGAAUUCCAUCACCCUUCUCCUAUCUCUACUCAUAGUGAGCAAUGAAGUCCUACAGAUCCAAGUCCUGAAGGUCCUAGUAAAUAUUUCCUCCAAUCCAGAUCUGAUGGAUGAUAUUGUGCAAGCUCAGGCUCCAGCCUCUUUGAUUUUGUUGUUUGACGGCUGCACAAGCACAUCUGUUCUUCUCCGCCUGUUGUUUUUUGUGGGGAACCUGCAUGCGUGGAGACCCUCUGCUCAGGUGGCUGAAGCUCUGAGGAGGCGGCAGGACUCUCUGUACUGUGUUCUACUGGACAGCUCCUCUCAGCUGCACCGUAAGCUGCCCCUGCUGCUGUCCCAUCCAGAUGAGGAGGUGAAGACGCAGGUGGCCAGACUCCUCACAUAACCUCUUACAGAACAUUUUUUACCAAAUAUUCCCGUUUUUCAAUGUGUAGAAGCUUGUUUACCUACCUAAACGUUAGGGCUCUGCACUAACAACCUAGCUUUAAUUGCUUAGUGGAGCAGUUUGAUAUCUACUGGUAGCAGGUGGUCCACUUGGUAGGCCAUUGGUAUCUUCUCAAAAUGUUAGAAAAUGGACAAGAAAUGACUGCCUCUGGCAUUUUGAGCGAUAUUUCUUAAUAUAAUAGACAUUUGUGAACACCACAGACCUCGUUUGAGAACCUUCGAGAACAUCUCCACUGCCAAACGUUUUCUUGCCAAGUGAAUGCAAAUAUUUUUUUCUGACCACACUAAGUGCUUUGGAUAUCCAGACUAGUGGUGGAAAGGACCCUUGUAACAUCUCUGCAUGUGUUUAGAAAUCUUAAUGCCUUGCAAAAUAAGUGUUUCUUUAGUACUGCUAAACU
Messenger RNA from Sinocyclocheilus anshuiensis, 1548 nucleotides. RefSeq names its product armadillo repeat-containing protein 10-like. Lineage: Eukaryota; Metazoa; Chordata; Actinopteri; Cypriniformes; Cyprinidae. Gene Ontology annotation, cellular component: mitochondrion. The transcript is spliced from 6 exons. The record is from RefSeq and is a predicted model, not a curated record. Bases 63 to 1091 code for a protein of 342 amino acids.